AUGAAAGAACUAGAGCGCGAUCUCGUUCCGGAGUGGCGGCUCAAGUACUUAGACUACAAGGUUGGCAAAAAGAAGCUCAAGGCCAUCAGUCGGGCCCUCCGCAACGUAGAAUCCACCCCACGACUCCGGCGACGCGGCACCAACGUCCUCCCCUCGCCCUUUGAUGCGGCUCCGAAAUACACGUACCUCAAUCGCGACCAUGCGCGACAAGGCGAAACGGGCAGCACGAGAGACCCCGGAGACCUGAGGGCCCUUGCCAUAACGAACAGCCGGAGCCAGCACAGCCUGCAGCAGCGAGAGAAUGGCGACCGGACUGGACGCACACCCGAAGAAGAGCCAUUGACUCAGGGCGGGAGCGAUCGCCGAGACUGGGCCAACAACUACGGCAGCUUUGGUGGGAAUCUGUCUGGUGGCACGCAGAACAGCUCUGCAGCCAAAGCCAGAGCCCCGCCGUCUCUGAAGCUCCCUGGCGCAGCUCUCGAUCCCGACAAUGUCUCCCCACAAGUCGAAGGUGCGUCAGGCGCGUCACUGCGGAGGCAGAAGACAGUCAAGCUUCCGUCUCCUGUGGAAAACGAAGAUGGCAAUGACAACGCCUUCGAAAUCGGAAAGACUGUCUCGCCCAACAAGCAUCACAACUCGCUGCCAAACAGAUACAAGAGCGUCUUCACUCCCCAGCGCAUGAACUCCCUGCCAGGACCCAUCACCCAGCACAAGUCGCGUCCGUCAGUACGCCGAAUGUUCUCGCUAAGCAACAAGACACCUCCAGAUAGCCCGGGUGAUGUCCCACUCGAAGCCUACCGUGAUCUCGACUUCCGCCAAGCCGAGUUCUUCAACUUUCUUGAUGGCGAAUUGGAUAAGAUCGAGACGUUCUACAAGCACAAGGAAGACGAGGCUACCAAGCGUCUAUCUGUCCUCCGCGACCAACUUCACAUCAUGCGGGACCGACGUAUCGACGAUGUCAUCAAGCGCCAGACCGAUAAGAUGAACGCCAAGGCUCGCAAGAAGCAUGAUGGGAAAUAUGUCCUGAGCAACGGCCAAAAUAGCAGCUCAGGUGACGAGAAUCAGCAGGUCAACAAGACGAACGGAGGCACUCUCAAAGAUGCUUUCCUUAACCCCAUAGAUGCUGCAUUAGACGCCAUCAACGCGGGCAAGUAUGGGAAGAGCACCAAGAACAUAACACAGCUUGCGACGCCAGCAGCACUCCAGCCCAAAGACCACCCCGAUAGUCGCCGCGACUUUACCAGACGGCCCGAAUUGCCUGACGUGCCGUAUCAAACAGCGAAACGGAAGCUCAAGGUUGCACUACAAGAGUACUAUCGAGGGCUGGAGCUUCUGAAGUCCUAUGCGUUACUGAACCGGACUGCCUUCCGAAAGAUCAACAAGAAGUACGAUAAAACCGUCAACGCGCGACCGUCAUCGCGUUACAUGAACGAGAAGGUGAACCAAGCCUGGUUUGUGAAUAGCGAUGUAAUCGAGGGACACAUUCGAGCAACCGAGGACCUAUAUGCAAGAUACUUCGAGAAAGGCAACCAUAAAGUUGCCAUCGGGAAGUUACGCAUCAAGAUCGCACGAGCAGGCGAUUACACAGACAACACAUUCCGUAACGGUCUGCUGUUGUCAGCGGGUACCAUACUUGGCAUCCAGGGGCUCAUCAAAGCAAGUCAGAUAACGGAUUUGCAUGAUCCUGACGGCUCCGUGCUUGCGAUGAACACGAGCUAUUUACUGCAGAUCUACGCUGGAUACUUCCUGAUCAACUUUCUUCUUCUCUUGUUCUGCAUGGCGUGUCGGGUCUGGCACGAGCACAAGAUCAAUUACGUUUUCAUUUUCGAAUAUGAUACCCGCCACCACUUGGACUGGAGGCAACUUGCAGAGCUUCCUUGCUGGACUUUGUUCAUGCUUGGACUAUGUAUGCAAAUCAACUUUCAUCAGGUUGGGGGAGACAAUCUUUACCUCUACUAUCCGGUCAUUCUCAUCGGCAUAUCGGUUUUGCUGUUAUUCAAUCCUUUGAAGAUAUUUUACUUCCGUACCCGCAUGUGGUUGCUAUACUCGCUAUGGCGCCUGUUGCUCGCUGGUAUUUACCCUGUCGAAUGGCGAGACUUCUACCUCGGCGAUAUGUUCUGUUCCCUCACCUACAGCAUGAGUGGUAUCGCGUUGUUCUUUUGUCUCUACGCGCACGACUGGAACAACCCACCGCAAUGCAACUCAUCUCACUUGCGCAUUACCGGGUUUCUCAGUACGUUGCCAGGUAUAUGGCGAUUGAUGCAAUGUCUGCGUCGUUACAAAGACACCGGAAAUAAGUUCCCUCAUUUACUUAACGGCGGAAAGUACAUGGCGACUAUCCUGUUCUAUGCCUCCAUCAGCAUCUACCGCAUGGAUCAGAAGACGUCCACCAAGGCAGUCUUCAUACUUUUUGCAACCAUCAACGGCAUCUACACGAGCUUUUGGGACAUUUACUACGACUGGAGUCUCGGUGACCCGCAUGCCAAGCACCCAUUCUUGCGGAAGGAACUCGGAUACAAAAAGGUGUGGUGGUACUACACUGCCAUGUGCAUUGAUCCAAUCCUACGAUUCAACUGGGUGAUGUAUACUGUUACACCUCUGCAAUUACAACACUCGGCUGUCACCUCUUUCUGUGUCUCGCUCAGUGAGAUCUUCAGGAGAGGCAUGUGGUCCAUCUUCCGUGUCGAGAACGAGCACUGCACGAACGUUGGUCGAUUCCGGGCAAGCAGGGAUGUACCACUGCCAUACUAUGUACCCAUGGAUGCUGAGGUAGAGGAAGACCACACCUCGGGCAUUCCGCGCGGGCCUACACAGAUUGACGAGGAACAGCCUGAUGAGUAUCGUCCACGGACACCGACAGAGGACCAGGUUCGUCGUCCUGCUACAGCCACAGGAGCAGAACUUGGACAGUCUCAGUCGCCUGCUCGCAAGCGCCGCGGUCCCCUGGACGAAUUUCGCCCAUCUCCCCUGCAGCGCGCAUUUACACACGUCGGCGAUAUCUUCCGCGAUGCACACGCUGAGGACUUCGAGCGCAAGACAAAACCUGAGCUUGGUCAUGAUCCUCGCGAUGCGAACAAAAUGGAAGAAGACGACACAGAUGAUGAAUCGGACAAUGACGAGGAGCAGGAAGAGGUUCCAGACGAGAAUGGCAGCGACGGCGCGGAUAGCAGGAACAGCGAUGCAGAACUCGAGGUCGAUAACGAAGUCGAAGACGAUGAGGAGCAAAGUGCGUUGUCACGGAUACGCGAAGACUUUGCAAUCGGUGUGAGUGGUGCACGAAGCGACUGUACACAUCAAGAGUAA
Alternaria postmessia is the source of this 3303-nucleotide messenger RNA. RefSeq lists its product as uncharacterized. Gene Ontology annotation, molecular function: inositol hexakisphosphate binding. The transcript is spliced from 6 exons. Gene Ontology annotation, biological process: phosphate ion transport; cellular response to phosphate starvation. Bases 1 to 3303 code for a protein of 1100 amino acids. The record is from RefSeq and is a predicted model, not a curated record. Lineage: Eukaryota; Fungi; Ascomycota; Dothideomycetes; Pleosporales; Pleosporaceae. Gene Ontology annotation, cellular component: Golgi apparatus; cytoplasm; plasma membrane.